Molecule: messenger RNA, 1794 nt
Organism: Cadophora gregata
Lineage: Eukaryota; Fungi; Ascomycota; Leotiomycetes; Helotiales; Ploettnerulaceae
Product: vesicle formation at the endoplasmic reticulum
Exons: 4
Coding region: 1-1794 (597 amino acids)
Biological process (GO): proteolysis
Molecular function (GO): tripeptidyl-peptidase activity; serine-type endopeptidase activity
Source: RefSeq, a predicted model, not a curated record
AUGCGUUGCGUUUCUCUUCUGGCCGUCUUGGCCUGCGCGAGCACUACUCUAGCAAUUGCUCCUCUUGUAGUCUUCGAGUCGCUGCAUCGAACACCUCAAGGAUGGACUCAAUUACAUCGACCAGACCCGGAAACACUGCUCCAUCUCCGAAUCGCAGUCCACAUGCCUGAUCACGAUCUCUUCGAAAAGACCCUGUACGACGUAUCAACACCAGAUCAUCCAAGCUAUGGGCAACAUCUCACCCACGAAGAAGUACGGGCUUUAGUGCAGCCAAGAGACGCUUCGACCCAAGCAGUGCUUGCCUGGUUGAAAGCAUCUGGAAUUCCGGAAACUGACAUCAAAGACCAAGGAGAAUGGGUCAACUUCAGAGCCUCUGUCAGCAAGGCCGAGGCCAUGAUGGGAGCGACCUUCUACUACUUCUCCCUAAAUGCGGAUAAACGCCAUAAGAAGCAGAUCCGAGCGUUAAAAUAUUCCGUCCCAGAGACUCUUGCUCCACACAUUGCAAUGGUACAUCCCAUCACACGAUUUGGACAGCUCAAAGCUCAGCGCAUCGCAACCUUCACCACAGAGUACUACGCAAAUCUCGACAGCAUCCCAGAGGCGCCUCGCAUUCCUAACCCUUCCCUCAACGUCACGGCUUGCAAUGCAAUCAUUACUCCAGCUUGUCUAAGAGCACUUUACAACAUUGGAGACUACAAGGCGGAUCCUGCUGUGAGCUCGCAACUCGGUGUCUGCGGAUAUAAUAACCGAUGGGCCAACUAUGCUCUUGUGAACGGUGAUUUAGCGACCCAAAACGACACAGUCACCAGCGAUCUUGAAGCGAACCUUGACAUUCAAUACGCCGCAGCCCUCGGCUUCGAAACAAACAUCACCUACUUCUCAACAGGCGGUCGUGGUCCUCUGGUUCCAGAUCUCGACCAGCCAACCCAAGCAGACAAUGCAAACGAGCCAUAUCUCGAAUUCCUGAGCUAUAUACUCGCCCUACCCGACCGUGACUUGCCUCAAACAAUCACCACCUCUUACGGCGAAGACGAGCAGAGCGUCACAGAAGGCUAUGCCCGAACGGUAUGCGAUAAUUUCGGCCAACUCGGCCUUAGAGGCGUUUCAAUACUCUUCUCCAGCGGCGACUCUGGACCUGGUUCAGCUUGUCAGACCAACGAUGGCAAAAACACUACCCGCUUCAUGCCUAAAUUCCCUGCAUCUUGCCCAUACGUGACGUCCGUCGGAGGAACAUAUCACGUGCAGCCUGAAAUCGCGGCCUCGUUUUCCUCGGGCGGGUUCAGCGAUCUUUGGGCACGGCCAAGAUGGCAAGAUGCGGCGGUAACUGGGUACCUUCGUAUUCUUGGGAAUAGGUGGAAAGGGUUAUAUAAUCCUAAGGGUAGAGGAUUCCCGGAUGUGGCGGCCCAGGCGCUUCGAAUCCAGAUUAUCAAUCAGAAUAAAUCGGGUGUCUUGACUGAUAGACUUGUCGGUGGCACUAGUGCGUCGGCCCCAUCUUUUGCAGGCAUAGUCUCCCUCCUGAACAACGCACGCCUCUCCGCAGGAUCCAGGCCCCUUGGUUUCCUCAACCCCUGGCUCUACUCCAUCGGUAAGAAAGGCCUCACGGAUAUUGUAGACGGUGGUUCCACAGGCUGUACGGGAGUUGAUCAGUACUCUCAUCUGCCUGCGCCGUAUGUUCCUUACGCGGGUUGGAAUGCGACGAAGGGGUGGGAUCCUGUGACUGGAUUGGGAACACCUAAUUUUGGGAUGUUACUGGAUUUGGUGGAGAAGAAGCAUCAUCUAGGGCAUAUUCAUUAA